Messenger RNA from Morchella importuna, 891 nucleotides. RefSeq lists its product as uncharacterized. Lineage: Eukaryota; Fungi; Ascomycota; Pezizomycetes; Pezizales; Morchellaceae. Gene Ontology annotation, cellular component: mitochondrion; membrane; cytoplasm. The record is from RefSeq and is a predicted model, not a curated record. The transcript is spliced from 2 exons. The coding region runs from base 1 to 891 and encodes 296 amino acids.
AUGGCAUCUCUGCUCACCACUAGCUCCAGGCUAUUUGCAAAACGGGCUCAUCCAACAUCAAGCACCGUCCACCAGCUUCUCAAGGGCCCCCAGCGCCGGCGCGAGAUAUUCACAACACCUCGCCCAACACACCCAAUCUUUGCAAAGCUUCCAACAAGGUUCACAUUGACGCUGAGGACUGCAUAUAACUAUGGGACAUACGCGGCCGCACCGGUGGUGCGCACAUUUGACCGGUAUGGGCAGGCGCAGAGGAAGAGGCCAUAUGUGACGCAGCUCCUGACGUCCAUUGCCAUCUAUGCAUUGGGGGACCUGAAUGCACAGUUCCUAUUUGGAGAGGAGGGCGUGGCCUACGACCCAGUGAGGACCGGGAGGAAUAUUGCCAUUGGUGGAGUCUUCUCGAUUCCAAGUUAUCUUUGGUUCAAAUAUCUCGGCGAGUCCUUCAACUUCCGCAGCAAGCUGCUGUCAAUCUCGACCCGGGUGCUGGUGAACCAGAUCUUCUUCACCCCCGUCUUCCUUGCCGCCUUCUUCACGCUGCAGAGCGUCUUUUCAUCCGUCGGCACAGUGAGCACACGGGAGAUGGUCGACACACUCAAGAAGACCAUUCCCACAGCCUAUAUCAACUCCUGCAAGCUGUGGCCCGCCGUGACGGCCGUCAACUUCUGGUUCGUCCCGCUCGAGUUCCGCGCCCUGUUUGGUGGUGCAAUUGCCGUGGGCUGGAAUGGAUACCUCAGCUUUUUGAGUCAGCGGGCGAACCGCGAGGAUGCAUUUGCGGCGAUGGAGUUUGAGACGCCGGCUGAGAUUGCGGAGGUUGUUGCGGCGGCUCCUGCCGUUGCAGCGCCUGCGAGGAAGAUCAUGUUGGCGGUAGAAGCCGGCGUGACGAUGGCUGUAUAG